GUUUUUAAACACAGACAGACGUUGAACUUGUUGAAAUACCUUGUAAUAAAAAAUGGGAUCAUGAGAAAUUGGUAACACAGUGCUCGCAGAACUAAAAGUUUGUAAAAAAGUCAUGCAAAAAAUAUUUAUAUCCAGUCCCGUGACACAAUUUGUUGAGAAUCACUGACUGUUGUGACUAGACGUCAAUAAAAGUUAGGUUAUUUGUAAACAUUUGUAAACGUUGUAAGAUGCACAACCAGCCGAAACUUAUCGAACUGCGCCCCAAUCGGGCCCUCCUGAAUUCCAAUUUCGACGGCUACAAGUUAAGUCUGGCCCAAAUUCCCACGGUUACGAAAGAAUUGAAAGUCCCAGUGGAUCGACUGGUGCCCGACAUAAACCAGUAUUCUCUGCUACAUGCCAAACUCUACGCCCUCCACAACCACCUAGUCGGCGAAAGCGAUGACUCAGAGUCCAUUUACUUCAUCGACAAGGACCUCCACGUCCAAAAAUUCACAAUUGAAGCCCUAACUAGCCACUUCUCAAGUGUGACUUUGUGGAAGGUGCCGCUCCAAAGAGAGAGAAACCCUGGCGACUAUAACGUUUCGAUGAAGCUUGUGACUGAUAAGAUUGCCGUGGUGGCGGAUGGAAUGGGGUAUUUGUAUGUUGUAGACCGAGGUUCUAGGGAUGUAGAUGAAAAGUGGAAAGUGAUUUUCACGGGGGAUGUGACAGGGCCUGGAGAAAAGUUUGUGAUUACUGAUGUGGUCUACAAAGAAGAGCAAAAGCCAGAGUUGCAUUUAUUGUUGACUACUAUAAGACAGAAGGAGGAAAAUGAGAGACAUUCCACGGUGUUGCACUGGGUGACUUUGGAAAAAACUGAUGUUUGGAAUCAGGUUGCUAUUAGAGAGCUAAGUGUUAGUGGGUUUGUCCAGUAUGCAAAUUUAGAGCGCAGUUGUGACGCGCUCUAUGUGAUAAGUGAUACCGGGUGUAAGUUUGUUUUGGAUUCAGAAAAUGAAAUUCGUGACACUCAGGAAGUUCAAGUUGAGACUGAGAAGAAAUACAAAUGGGGGCAAGGAAGCGACGAUGUUACUUUGAAGUUUAGUCUUUGUGAAAAUAUUAGCAAGAAUUUAGUUACUGUGGAAGUCCAGGCUACACAAAUUAAGGUUAAAUACGGCGAUGAAGUUCUUCUAGAGGGUUUUUUGCAUCAAAGGAUCGACUCAGACAUGACUUGUUGGACUGUCAUGGGUGAUACAUUAGAGGUUGUUUUGCAGAAGUCUGAAAGUGGCUUGAUGUGGCCUGAGGUUGUUGUAGGAGACACACUUGGGGAGUAUGUGCCAGAUCCUGCUUUAGUGGAUGACGUCGUGGAGAGGUUGGCACCACUUACAAGCGACAUUGAGGCCACACCUCCAUCCGGGGCCACUUUUAACAGCCAGCAAGUGGAAGAGUGUGACUUCGAGUGCGACAAGCUGACCAUUUUGGAACGCCUGUCCCGAAAUUCGCACAACAUCACCCACAAAGUGAAUUUGGGGUCACAUCAAGUACUCUUAACUGUCAACUUGGACAAUCAAUCGCCAUUGGCUGUAGCAGUUCGUAGUGACGUAGACGCCUGCAUUUGGCAACCCCAAUGGAUUUCAGACGACUUUGUAGUCGAACAUCGGGGUACUUUGCUAGCGCUAGGAUACAUUCAAGCUUCAAAGCAACAAAUGAAAUUUUUUGCGUGUUCCCCGGACUUAAGUUACUCUGUAAUAUGCGAAUCAACGAAACAUAUUUUCAUUUAUUGUCAAAACAAGAGUAUUGGAUCAGGUGAAUUAAAAAAUCGAAUAACCGGACGCCGAAUUACCACGAUGGCGCAACAACAAGUAUACAGCUUACCUAGUAACGACGAAAUCCUGGGUGUAUUUGCGUCAAAUACUUACUUAUAUGUACUGGGAGAAAAUUUUAUUACAGCCUUGAAGUUGUAGUAAUUUUUUAAUAACGACAAUAAAUCACAGAAAUCAA
This is a messenger RNA of Zophobas morio, 1974 nucleotides long. RefSeq names its product nudC domain-containing protein 1. NCBI's taxonomy places the organism in Eukaryota, Metazoa, Arthropoda, Insecta, Coleoptera, Tenebrionidae. The coding region runs from base 228 to 1937 and encodes 569 amino acids. The transcript is spliced from 3 exons. The record is from RefSeq and is a predicted model, not a curated record.